Molecule: messenger RNA, 4856 nt
Organism: Temnothorax curvispinosus
Lineage: Eukaryota; Metazoa; Arthropoda; Insecta; Hymenoptera; Formicidae
Product: protein eva-1
Exons: 9
Coding region: 28-1716 (562 amino acids)
Molecular function (GO): carbohydrate binding
Source: RefSeq, a predicted model, not a curated record
GUAAAUGACUGACUGAUCGGUGCGACAAUGACGUUGAUCAGUGCUGGAAACGGGAGAGUCAUGAUUGUGCUGGCGGUGUGGUUGCUCCUUCUUCUUCGGGCUCAUCGGGUGGCAGGCUCCGAUCAUUUGGCCCUGUUGUCAGGCACCCUGAAGACCUAUCAACGCGCGGCUUGCGACGAAGAAACGAUGACGUUGAAAUGCCCGCCCGGUACAACCAUCCUUGUCGAACACGCUCAAUAUGGAAGAACGGGAAUGUACGGCAUCAGCAAAUGCAACUCGUCCGUUCCUCCGAUGAUCGCUGGGGACAAACCGACGAAUCACACAUGCGUCUGGCCGCAAUCAGUGCAGCACUCACUGUUGCAGAUGGUGGUUGGAGUCUGUCAGAAAAAGCGGCAGUGCAAAUUCAACACUAACCCGAAGACCUUCCAAGGUGAUCCCUGCCCCGGAUUACGGAAGUACAUCGAAGUCGCCUACAAAUGCCGUCCUUAUGAGUUCAGGAGUAAGGUGGCUUGCGAGAACGAAGUCAUCAAUCUCGUUUGUCAUCCCGGUCAGAGGGUGGCGAUUUUCAGCGCGUCCUUCGGCAGAACGCAAUACGAGUCUCUGCAAUGUCCGCAGCCGCUGGGCGUGCAAGAAGAAACUUGCAUGAUGGACUUUGCAACGGAAACCGUAAUGCAAUUAUGCCACGGUAAACGACGAUGCUCGGUGGUGGCUAACAGCACAACGUUUGGUAGACCAGACCCUUGCAGCCCAGACAGCAAAACGUAUCUCAAAGUCGUGUACACCUGCGUUCCGAGAUCGGUGCUACGGGAGCAAUUCGAGGGCGAGGUCGAGGCGGACGAGUUGGCGCUGAUGCACGAGUUCGAGGAAGGAUUCGACAGGGCGGACUUCAGGGCCGAAUUCAGCCCCAGUCCAAACCUCGAAGGACCGCAGCCGCCACCGCGGGACAAUGUCUCGAGAAAUUUUCCGACCGUCAGCUCAUCCCCACCUCGCGCACGGACCAACAACGACGUGGACGCGCGGUUGAACAUGUUAAAGUCGCUCGGUAUCGGAGCGAAAGAUUUAUCCUUACCGCCUUUACCGCCCACGGUUAUCCAGGCGAGCGCAAUGGCGAGCGACAGCCGGGCUGGUAAUGCCGUAUCCACGAGCGCCAGCGCAUCCGGAAAUUGCACUACCGUCGUCUACGCAUUUCCGAAGGAGGAUCACGUAGUGCUGGGAUACCUGAAUGAGUGGAUCAAUGCCUACUCCUUCAUAACGAACAACCAAGAAAAGUUCUACCUCUACAUUAUUGUAUCGGUCAGCGCCGGUAUACUGCUCUUUCUGGGGUUGGUUAUCGGCCGUCUAUUAAUCAGCCGGCAUCGCGCCAAGAGGGAUGCAAAGUUCCACGCGAAUAACGAGACCCUCCCGAAUGGAUUCACCGACGACAUUUCCGAGAUCGAUGCCGACAUCGAUCUCACCACCCCGGUCGCAGUGCCAAUGCAAGACGCAAGAUUGCCCGAAACUCAGUUGGCCGAGAGGCUCCAUGGCGAACGUUAUUACGGCGACACGAGGAUACCUUUGUCGCCGACAAGCAUCCACGCCACGUCGGUACCUCACCCAACCAACACGGGGAUGCGCGUUGAUCUCGGGAACCACAUGGUCGGCACGGAUAAUCUCCACACGAUUCUCCGCACGGAAAAUCCCCGGAACCUCAACAGCAAAAGCUACUACUAUGGCUGACAGGAGGAAGGGGUUGUCCCGCGCGAGGGACGACCCCCGUCCUUGAGCCCGGUACCGGAAGUUAGCACGCGAAAAUAUUGCUUUUAAUUGUGAAAACGGGAACUCGGAUACGGCAGAGGCGGGCGCGCCGCACUAAGCCGCUGUAAAUUACGUUGAAGACGUUAAACAAAUUACCAUUUGUUGCGCCGAAUUAUGGUACAUAUUGUGACAGUGCGAUCUCAGAUUUGUCAGUCGUCGGACGCCGAACGGUGAGCGUCCGUCGAUGUUCGUUAAAACAGACUGGGCUUGUAUAUCUGUAAACGUGUCGUCCAUUUCGAGGGUUUGCGAAAAUUCUCGAUUAGAAAUGUAUGAUCUAUCGUCAUACAAAGUAAGGGUGGGAAGGGGAAGUAAAUGAAAUAUAUAGUUAGCACAUAUAUUGUCUUGUUGCGAUAUUACAACGAGAACGAUGAUGAUCGAUUUGUAAAUGUGUAUAAGAAGACUCGAGUGGUUUCUUCGAAUAGGACUGAAAGUAGCUUUAAGAACCACCGCAAGCAUUUUACAUCUGAACUGUGCGUUCAAGCGCCCUGCAGUUACAGAAAGAACAAAAUGCAAUCAGACACACGUGACAGUGUUCACCGAAUGUUGUCGCUUUUCCGAAUCAUAAAAUGGUAUUGAGAAAGUAAACGUAUAUUGCGAAAUAAUAUUUAUUUCUUGAAUUAUAUUAAACUAUAAAAUUGAUGGAUUGUGUUUCGUUGUUUAAUAGGUAGACAUAUCUUAUGGAAACUGUGUUAUCGACCUUGUCGACUCACGAUCGAUUUACUCGUUGUAUACCUUAUACUCACCGUAUACUCAACUGUAUACCCACGGAAGAAACUCACGGAGCGAGUUCCAUGGAGCAUAUCGAUAACCUGCCGGUAACAUUUCGCCGAUAACAGACUUCUGGAAUACUUCUUAUUCGCAACUGGUUCGUAGCGACCUGCGCUAUAUCAGUGGAAAGAAAUCAACAGAUUUCCAACAUUUGUCUCGAGAAAGUCGACAAUGUGAAAAACAACUUGGAACAUUGAACUGUUUAUGAGCGAUGAUUUUGUAUAUAAUUUCCUCAGUAUCGAAAUCCAAGCAGGCCAAUUUCCGUGAAGUCUGUAAAGGCAACCGUGUUAGAAAAAUCCGUACCACCCGACGUUUCUUAAAAACCGAUCGCCGCUUGUGCGCCAGUUGAAAAUUAUUGACCACCGCUGAAGGGGGCAGCGGCCGUACGCGAUCACGCCCAUCAAAGAAACUCAAGAAAAAAAAUCUCUCAACGAACUUACAGCGGUUUUGUACAUCGAAGCUGCCACAGUCGCUGCCAUAGUCGAGACGAUUUUUAUAGAAAAUUGAUAUGUAUGUAUAUCACUCUGUAAAUAGAGACGUGUAAUGUACAGAUAAGUAAGCAAGAGAGAGAGAGAGAGAGAGAGAGAGAGAAAGAAAGAAGGGGAGGCACGGUACCGAGAUCUUAAAUCGGAAAACGGUCGGAGAUUGUAACUGGAGGGUUGUCCUUCUCGUGCCAUAGAAUCGAUUUUGCAAUUGUGCGGGAAAGCGGGAGAGCGCGCGUCUGUCGAGCCAGCGGAAACUCUCCCUCGCGGACGAUCGCAAGGAUUAGUACGUAAUAAACAGAGCUCGGAUUUUCCUUCCUUCCUAAGGCACAUAAAACGAGUGUGCGUUUUUUCGCCGGUGAUGCGCAAUCUUGUUUGUCACUUAUGCUCUCUCUCAGCUGGCUAUUGAUCGCUGUAAGAUUGUACAGGAGCAAUGACAGAGAGUCGCGCCGCUGUUCAGCGAAAUCAGAAUGUCACGAGAAAGUCGUAUCUAGAAGCAAUCUGACGAAGCGGAACUGAUUGAAUUGUCUAAUUCCGAAUUUAAUUGCAUUUGGAGUCCGUCGGUUUAACGGAGCUUAAAAAUACGAGUGUAUUUUUUUUUUUAGAGAAAGCUUUAGCAGUCCUAUUUCUUUAGACAAAGCGUAAUUUUAUUUUUUUUUUUCUUAAAUGUGAGAAACUUUAAUUUUUACAUUUCUUACAAAAUUUUUUAUUUUUUUUUGUAAUUCCAUAUUUCUUAUAAUUUUCUAUUUCUCAGAAUAUUUUCUGAUUUUGAUUGAACACGAUAAUAUACCCCUACCUGUAUGAGAAAUGAAUCAAGAUUCCAUUUCGUAAGGAAAAAUUACGAUAGAUUGCGUAUCACACGGGACCACGCCAUUAUUAUUUGUAUGAGCCGUAUUAAUGUAAUUUCGCUCAACUGCCCGUAGUGUACGACAAAUCCGAGCUCGAGCAAGCCCGUUCGCGUUGCUUGUUUGUAUGUCGUUCGGUAAGUCGUAAUUCCCUGAGCUCCACACACAGAGAAUGUCGUUAUAACAAAUCGAUCUCACGAGCAUCCGGCGACGCGGAGUCGCAUUUUCGACACAUCAGCGAGGUCGUUAACGCAAUAACGCCCGCACCGAUCGUUAUAUCUUUAAGGGCUAGGUCAUCAGUUAGAUAAUAUGUCGAAGUCGUCUGAACAUCAAUGGAAUAAUUUGACACCACGACCUCGCGCGGGGUCGCGAUCAUCAGGGACAUAUAUCAUUCUCGCGGAUUGAUUUUUCGCCGAGACGAAAAAUAUGUGCGAAUCUAAAUAACUCGUGCGAGAAGAUACAUGUUUACUAGUACAUACACACUUACAUACUUACACAUUAAACAUAUUUUUUUAUGUAAACAUAAAUAUUUUUUUUUAUAUACACCUGUAUAGUCAUCUAUAUUUUCACACGAUAACUAACGACUAUUGAUACAGUCGAUAUUUUAUUUUCGCGUCUCUGAAAGAAAAAUUAAAGCUCUUUGCGAGAAGGAAGAUUCGUUGGAUCAAUCGACGCACGUGUUUCUUUUCUUCUGAUAUACAUUUUAGCAACAAUUUCACGAAAUUUCUUUUUAUUUAUUUAUCUAUUUUUUUUUUAAUCUUCUCAUUUCCUUGUAUGAAUGAAUAUGGCAAACGAAUCGAUUACUCCGGCAAGCGAUUAUCGGUCACUGAAAAAAUUAUUUUCUUCCACGAAACAGGAAUUAAUUUUAUGUUCGACGUUAUUUUCUAAUCUACAAAUUCUACAUUUUACAAUUAUUUGUUUUCAUUGUAAUCACAAGCCGCGGAUAUAAAAUUUAUAAUCAGAAUUA